Molecule: messenger RNA, 975 nt
Organism: Vanderwaltozyma polyspora DSM 70294
Lineage: Eukaryota; Fungi; Ascomycota; Saccharomycetes; Saccharomycetales; Saccharomycetaceae
Gene: UNG1
Product: uracil-DNA glycosylase
Exons: 1
Coding region: 1-975 (324 amino acids)
Biological process (GO): base-excision repair, AP site formation via deaminated base removal; base-excision repair
Cellular component (GO): nucleus; mitochondrion
Molecular function (GO): uracil DNA N-glycosylase activity
Source: RefSeq, a predicted model, not a curated record
AUGACAGUUUCAGAGAAGAAGAGAAGGGUUACUAUUGAAGAUUUCUUUAGUAAGAAAUCGAAUUCCGACAAUAGCAAUGUGAGCAAAAGAGUCAAAACUGUUGCUUCAAAAGAUGCUAACAAUGGAGAUGACAAGAUGGCCGAUACAAAAGUUGUUAUCAAGAGUAAACUAGAAUUUCGUGAGUCGUUGAGCUCUAUGUUGGACUCUUUAUUGAGCUUAGAGCUGGAGACGAUUGAAGAUUCGUGGUUUGUUGAGUUGGAAGAAGAAUUCAAGAAACCGUAUUUUGUUAAAUUGAAACAAUUUGUAACUUCUGAACAAAAGAGUCAGACAGUGUUUCCAAUCCCAAAAGACAUAUAUUCAUGGAGUAGGUUGACACCCUUUGAUAAGGUGAAAGUAGUGAUAAUAGGACAAGAUCCGUAUCACAAUUUUAAUCAAGCUCAUGGGCUAGCAUUUUCUGUGAAAUCACCAACUCCAGCACCACCAUCGUUGAAAAACAUUUAUAAAGAAUUAAAACAGAAUUAUGGUGACUUUGUGAUCGAUAAUAGCACUGGUGAUUUAACACCAUGGGCUAUACAAGGAGUAUUACUUUUAAAUACAUCGUUAACAGUAAGAGCGCACAAUGCAAAUUCACAUUCGAAGAAAGGUUGGGAACAAUUCACAAAGAAGGUCGUUGAAAACCUAAUCAAAGAUAGAGAGGAUAAAAAUACAAGUUUAGUUUUUUUACUAUGGGGUAACAAUGCCAUCAAUUUGGUUGAAUCGAUAUUAGGAAAGGAAACCAACCUUGGAGACAAUAUCAAAGUAUUUAAAUCUGUUCAUCCGUCACCAUUAAGUGCGAGUAGGGGGUUUUUUGGAAACAAUCAUUUUAGAAAGAUAAAUGAAUGGUUAUAUAACGAAAGAAAAGAGAAGAUGAUCGAUUGGAGUGUUGUACCAGGCAAGACAAUUAAGGAAGUUCAAGAAUUGAACGGCAAAUUGUGA